Messenger RNA from Neopsephotus bourkii (Bourke's parrot), 813 nucleotides. It is a transcript of the gene CGA, whose product is annotated as glycoprotein hormones, alpha polypeptide. The transcript has 3 exons. Gene Ontology annotation, cellular component: extracellular region; follicle-stimulating hormone complex. Lineage: Eukaryota; Metazoa; Chordata; Aves; Psittaciformes; Psittacidae. Bases 231 to 593 code for a protein of 120 amino acids. Gene Ontology annotation, biological process: positive regulation of steroid biosynthetic process; thyroid hormone generation. The record is from RefSeq and is a predicted model, not a curated record. Gene Ontology annotation, molecular function: follicle-stimulating hormone activity.
AACUAUUAAGGCCAGAAAGAAAGGAACAUUUUUGUUAUUGUGAUGGAGUCAGUUUUCUGAGCCUAUAAAAUGCCCAUCAAUGCACUGCAUUUUUGGUUUCCAAUUCCAAUUCUAAAUUGCUCCUGUUACUUGCACUGAAUACUGUAUCAGUGUGCAGCUUAGAUACCAGUACUGUACCCAGAUCAAAACAGUCCUUUAAAAAUGUGUAUAUUUGUAUUUCCCCACAGAUCAUGGAUUUCUAUGGGAAGUAUGCAGCUGUCACUUUGACCAUUUUAUCUGUAUUUCUGCAUCUUCUUCAUGCUUUCCCAGAUGGAGAGUUUCUCAUGCAGGGUUGUCCAGAGUGCAAGCUAGGAGAGAAUAGAUUCUUUUCCAAGCCAGGAGCGCCCAUUUACCAGUGCACUGGGUGCUGUUUCUCCCGGGCCUAUCCUACUCCAAUGAGGUCCAAGAAGACCAUGCUCGUUCCUAAGAACAUUACAUCGGAAGCAACGUGCUGUGUAGCAAAGGCAUUUACUAAGAUCACUCUUAAGGACAAUGUGAAGAUAGAGAACCAUACAGAUUGUCACUGCAGUACCUGCUACUAUCAUAAAUCCUAAAGCCAGCCCCUGUGUUAAUGAUCAAGGACAACGGUGAAUGGAAUAUUUGUUUUUGAGCUUUUAUAUCACCGCUGUGUAAAAUGUUGUGUUUUCUGGUCAAGACACUGGGUAGACUUCUGAGUAAGAUGGAUGGCUGUUUUAUUUCCUCUUUGCUUCUUCAUGCAUUUAAGUAAGUUCAAUUAUUUCCAUUCGGGAUGAAAUACAGCACUUGCAUGACAAC